Messenger RNA from Guillardia theta CCMP2712, 357 nucleotides. RefSeq lists its product as hypothetical. The record is from RefSeq and is a predicted model, not a curated record. The transcript has a single exon. Lineage: Eukaryota; Cryptophyceae; Pyrenomonadales; Geminigeraceae. The coding region runs from base 1 to 357 and encodes 118 amino acids.
AUGGGAGAAGUCUGCAGCAAGGAUCUGAUACCUCUGCAUGGAUUGAGUGACAUGUGCAAGGGUCACAGAACCUCCUCCACUCCCACCCGUGAUGACUACCGGAUACGGAAAUCUCCCGUAGGCCAGCAGGUCUCCAAGAAGAGCCCAGCUGGCGGUGAUCGCAAGAGCGCAGGCAUAGCGUCAAGACUCCCCGAUCCAAGCCAAGAGCGAGCGAACGAGAGUAUCCGUUUGAAGCUCUCGAUGCCCUACAGUCCUGCUGCACCUGCCAUGCCCGAGGAGGACACGGACUGGGAGAACGAGUGCAAGAGGCUGAUCGAUCGUACGCUCGCUCAGGACAAGAAGUCGACGGAGAUGUGA